Osmia bicornis bicornis is the source of this 2988-nucleotide messenger RNA. RefSeq names its product succinate--CoA ligase [ADP-forming] subunit beta, mitochondrial-like (gene ScsbetaA). NCBI's taxonomy places the organism in Eukaryota, Metazoa, Arthropoda, Insecta, Hymenoptera, Megachilidae. Gene Ontology annotation, molecular function: succinate-CoA ligase (ADP-forming) activity; ATP binding; metal ion binding. Gene Ontology annotation, cellular component: succinate-CoA ligase complex; mitochondrion. Gene Ontology annotation, biological process: succinyl-CoA metabolic process; tricarboxylic acid cycle. The record is from RefSeq and is a predicted model, not a curated record.
UUAAUUGCUUAUAAAAUGACACCAGGAAUUUCAACGUUAAUGUCAUUCGCUCAAAGAAUAGAAGGACAGAUUUUAUCUCGAACGUCUGCUCUGAAACAUUGGACUACUCAACAAAUUCGACACAUGCGAGUUCAUGAACAUAUCGCAUAUACUUUGUUAAAACAAGCUGGAAUUCCAACUCCACCUUUUGGUGUAGCUAAAACUCCAGACGAAGUUGCUAAAAUAGCCGCAGAUCUUAAAACGAAAGACAUUGUUUUAAAAGCUCAAGUUCUUGCUGGUGGUCGUGGUAUGGGACAUUUUAAAGGUACCAAUGUCAGCGGUGUUGUUAUGUGUGAAACUCCUGAACAAGCCAAAACUCUGGCCAGCAAUAUGAUAGGCAAAUUAUUAAUAACAAAACAAACUGGAGCUGCUGGAAAAAUUUGUAAUUCAGUGAUGGUAACAACGCGCAUGUUUCCACGUAAAGAAUAUUAUAUGGCGGUAAUGUUGGAGCGAUCUUUUGAUGGUCCAGUUGUAAUUGUAUCUAAACAAGGCGGUGUUAACAUUGAGGAUGUUGCCGCCACAAAUCCGGAAGCUAUAUCGUACAUACCAGUUAACAUCAUGGAAGGUUUAACAGUUGAACAAGUAAAGACCAUUGUGGAUAAAUUAGGUAUAGAAGGAGAAGACAGAGAAAUCACUUCAAUAAUUGCUUGCAAUCUCUAUGAAUUGUUUAUCGAAAAAGAAGCUUUAUUGCUAGAAAUUAAUCCAUUUGCUUUAGACAUUUGUGGGGAAUAUGUUGCUUUGGAUUGCAAAUGUUCUUUUGACGAUAGCUCGGAGUAUAGACAGAAAGAACUAUUUGCUCUACAGGAUGAAUCACAAAUGGAUCCCAAUGAACUCCAGGCAGCGAAAUUUAAUUUAAACUAUAUAUCUCUAGAUGGAAACAUAGGGUGUAUGGUAAAUGGAGCUGGAUUAGCAAUGGCUACUAUGGAUCUUAUAAAACUGUAUGGUGGUAUGCCAGCUAAUUUUUUAGAUGUAGGUGGUACAGCUACCGCAGAAACUGUAAAAGAAGGUAGAAGCGAUUUUAGUAAAUAUAUUUGGUGGUAUCAUGAGAUGUGACAUAAUCGCUCAAGGAAUUAUCACUGCAUCCAAGGAUUUAAAUUUGACCAUUCCAAUAGUUGUAAGGCUGCAGGAAACGUCAAGAAAGGUGGGGACACGAAGGCGCAGCUUACAUUUCGCAGUCCACUGCUACUGUUUAGUAAGAUGGCUACCAUGUUGUCUCGGACAGCCUCAUUCGUUGAAAAUUUCACUCGAUUCAGUGGAUCGAAGAUAUUAGGUUGCAAAGUCAACUUAGCAAAGCAACCAGUUAGAAACUUAAAUGUUCAUGAACACAUAAGUUAUACUCUACUAAAUGAAGCUGGAGUACCAACUCCUAAAUUUGGAGUUGCUAAAACUCCAGAUGAAGCUGCAAAACUUGCUGCUGACUUGAAAAGCAAAGAUAUUGUUUUAAAAGCUCAAGUGUUAGCAGGUGGCAGAGGAAAAGGUCAUUUUAAGGGAACUAAUAUCAGUGGUGUAAAGAUGUGUGAAACACCAGAAGAAGCAAAAAAAUUAGCCAGUCAAAUGUUAGGUAAAUUACUCAUUACUAAGCAAACAGGUGAAGCAGGUAGGAUAUGCAAUGCAGUAAUGGUAACUCAGCGUAUGUUUCCUCGUAAGGAAUACUACCUUGCAGUCAUGAUGGAAAGAGCCUUUGGUGGUCCAGUUAUAAUAGCUUCGAGUCAAGGUGGUGUAAAUAUUGAAGAGGUUGCUGCAACAAAUCCUAAUGCUAUAAUGUACGAACCUAUUGACAUUGACAAGGGUAUUACGAAAGAACAGGCAGACCGUAUUGUAGUUAAACUUGGUCUUCAAAAUGUUAAAGAUUAUAUUUCUGAUAUCAUUAUGAAUCUAUAUAAACUGUUUCUAAAAAAAGAUGCCCUUUUAUUGGAAGUGAAUCCCCUUGCAGAAGACAUUAAUGGAAAAUACUUCGCAUUGGAUUGCAAAUGCAGAUUUGAUGAUAAUGCCGAAUUUAGGCAAAAAGAGCUAUUCGCUUUACGGGAUUGGUCUCAAGAAGAUCCUAAAGAAGUUGAAGCUGCUAAAUUUGACUUGAAUUAUAUUGCACUUGAUGGUACCAUUGGGUGCAUGGUAAAUGGAGCAGGUUUAGCCAUGGCCACUAUGGAUAUUAUAAAAUUACAUGGAGGGGAACCAGCUAAUUUCUUAGAUGUGGGUGGUGGUGCAUCUACCUCUGCUGUAAAGGAAGCAUUUAAAAUAAUUACUUCUGAUUCACGAGUUCAUGCUCUCUUAGUUAACAUAUUUGGUGGAAUUAUGAGAUGCGAUGUUAUUGCAGAGGGAAUUAUCGCUGCAACUAAAGAACUUAGCUUAAAAAUCCCAGUUGUUGUUCGAUUGCAGGGUACAAACGUAGAUGAAGCGAAAGCGCUUAUCGCGAAUGCAGGUUUAAAAAUUGUACCAAUCGAUGAUCUUGACGAAGCUGCCCGUGUCGCGGUGAAAUUAUCAACCAUUGUUAAAUUAGCGCAAUCGGAAAAUCUCAGUGUCAACUUCGAAAUCCCUUCAAUUUCAUAAGCUUAGUAAAAAUAUAUACCAAGAGGAUUACGAAAGUAUAUUCAUAAUUUGUUAAAUUCUUGAAACAAUAUUUGAAAGUAAUAACUAGAUUAACAAUCUCAACUGUCAUUUCUGUCUUGUAUUUAGAAUCACAUUUUUAUUAGAAGCUAAACGGAAAUAAUUACUGAAAAUGUUGGAUUUCCUUGAUUUUCGGUAAAUUUAUUUUUCAAAAAGACAGACGUUUGUUUGUCACUAUAUACUAUUAGUAAAAGUACCAGAUAAUUUAUUCAUAUUUGGUGUUGCGUCUUUAAUGUAAGCACAAAUUCUUUCCCGAAAAGUAUUUCAAACUUCUUCAAGAAUGUAAUUUAUUGCUUACCCAUUAACGGGUUCUGUGAUUCAGUAUUAAAGUUAAGUUACACGAUA